Linum tenue is the source of this 99-nucleotide messenger RNA. Lineage: Eukaryota; Viridiplantae; Streptophyta; Magnoliopsida; Malpighiales; Linaceae. The record is from the annotation of a GenBank genome assembly.
AUGAGCAAGACUCAGAGAAGAUCUCCUUCAUCACACGUGCAACAUCAGUCACAUCUGCAGUCUGAAUCCGGCCUAAAGAUGUAUUUUCCCUUUGUUUAG